Messenger RNA from Drosophila innubila, 2441 nucleotides. RefSeq names its product prosaposin-like. Bases 16 to 2154 code for a protein of 712 amino acids. The record is from RefSeq and is a predicted model, not a curated record. The transcript has 7 exons. Gene Ontology annotation, cellular component: lysosome. Lineage: Eukaryota; Metazoa; Arthropoda; Insecta; Diptera; Drosophilidae. Gene Ontology annotation, biological process: sphingolipid metabolic process.
UGCCCUUACGUUAUUAUGGCAGUGCUAAUUUUUAGCACUGCUGUUUCCUCAACAAAUUCUAAUUUUCCUGGUGAAAGCGAUAACAAUCUCAGCAACCAGGAUGAGCUGGAUGGCAAUCUAAGCGCUGAAGAUGUGGAGAAUAAUGUCGAGACAGUUGUCGUUCAGCCUGAUCAGCUGUCCUGCAGCACUUGUAACUUGCUUUCGCUGAUAAUGAAGGAGCAGUUCGAGUCAGUCAAACGGGAGGAUAUGGUUGAACGAAUGCUCGAUACGUGUUAUAGUCUUGAUGUCUUGUCAGAGACUUGCGUCAAUAUAGUGUCCAACUACUUUGAUGACAUGUACGAUCUUGUGAAGGAGCAGCUCCAGUCGAAUGACAUCUGCGCUGCUUCUGGCAUCUGUGCGGAGGAUAACUUGGCGACAGAGUCGGAGGAAAUGACAGUUCAAAGCAAACAUGAUGAAUUUUACUGUGUUGAGUGCAAACAGAUUGUGAAACAUCUGCAUGAGACUCUUAUAAGAAACGCCACAGAAGCCCAGUUCAAGAAAAUGUUGAUGGGUGUUUGCACAUUGACUAGUAACUUUAAAUCUGAAUGCGUCAAAGUUGUGGAUCAAUAUUCUCAUGUUAUGUAUAGUAUGCUGAAGAACGACUUGAAUGCUGACAGUGUUUGCUUGCUCAUCGGAGUGUGCCAUAAGAAAAGAGAACUAGAUGUGGAUUUCACAAAUAAUGAUGCUGAGUUGGAAGAGAUACAGCCUGAAUUUAACAACGAUAGAUUCGAGCUGGAGAUGCCUCAGCCUGUUAUUCAAGAGUACCCGAAAUACGAGCACAACUGUUACAUUUGCUUAAGAGCAAUGAGGAUUUUGAAUAAGAUUGUACGCAGAGGAAACAAAGAUGAAAUCAAAGAAGCUCUGGGUCACGUUUGCCAGAAGCUACGAAAAGAUCAUCAGGGUUGCGAGGAAAUGGUAAAAAAUCAUUCCGAACAGAUUAUCGAGCUAGUCUCAAAUCAUACACGCGUUGGAUUGAUUUGCGUGACGAUCGGUAUGUGCCACAAGCGUGCUUCACAAGAGAAUUUUGAUAUCGAUGAGACCCUGUCGAAGGAGCUGGAUAAUGAAGUCGAAGUCGAGUUCAGAUUGUCUCUUAAUGUCGACUUUGAAGGCGCUCCCAAAUGUAGCAUUUGCAAAGAAGCGAUGAAGGCUUUGAAAUCGAUGAUACACCAUGGAGGCAAAGAUGAAAUCAAAAGGGCUCUGAGCCACGUUUGUCAUAGGGUAGGAAAGCUGCAUCAUGUUUGCGAGGAAAUGGUAAAUAAACAUUCCGAUCAGAUUGUCGAUCUCAUCACAAAGCAUACACCCCCUUACUUGAUAUGCUAUAAGAUCGGUAUGUGCCACAAGCGUGCUUCAGAAGAGGAUUUUGAAAUCGAAGAGACCCUGUUAGAGGAACAAGAUAAUCAGCUUGCCGUUGACAUGUUGCUCACAUCCUCGGUCAAAUGCUCUCUAUGCAAGAGGAUUUUAAAGGCUUUGGAAAAAAAGAUAAAGAAAUUUGAUGAUAGGAGUGGUAUACAAAGGGCUUUAGAAAAAAUCUGUUCCAAGUUGGGUGGAGCAUUGUCGAAAAAGUGCGAUAAAAUGGUUAAGAAGCACGGAAAUCAUAUUAUCGAUUUACUGGUCAAUGGAGUAGCAAACAAGAAAAUAUGCAGUUCAAUUGGCUUUUGUAAAAAACCCAAAUUUCUAGAGUAUUUUGCAAUCGAUGAAAUGGCGCCCGAGGAAGAAUUUUCUGAUUUGAAAGCCGUCUGCUCAUUUUGGAAAGAAUUCACCAGCGGUAAAAUUGCGGAUCAACUUGAGGGACCAACGGAUCCUGAGGGGGGGCCUUUCUGCCUGAUAUGUGAGCUCAUGGUAGCCAGGAUUAAGGAGAUAGUGGAUACCAAAGCCAAACGGAAUAAUAUUGUGCGCGGCUUCAUGAACGUUUGCGAUCACCUGCCUAACUUUAUUGGCGAACCAUGCCACUACAUUGUCCACGGUUAUUUUCCGGGCGCUUUAGAUCUGAUCAGUAAGGUAUCGCCGCAUGAGGUGUGCCACUUUCUGACGGACAGCGAUGGUCUUGGAAUCUUACAGGAAUUUGACGAAACCUUCAAUGAAUUUCUAGACACAAAUUGUGCUCUUUCUACUUAAUAAAUUUUUAUUCCAGUUCCCAUUUUUAAAAUUGUCCUCCUGGCCAUCUGUAAAACGUAUACUGUAUAACAAAUGUAUCACUUAUAUAUCACUCUAUUCUAUUCUAUGUAUCUCUAUAUAUCUUUAUUGUUAUUAAUUUUGAAUAUAUAUACAAUACUACAAUUCUACACACAUAUUGGCUGAUUCAUUAAAAGUAGAGAAGUAUGAAAACUAUCCCAUAUAUCUGUAUGUAGAAAGAUUGGUGCAAUAAUUACAGCACAAUAAAACUAACAAGUUGAUAACUUAAA